Canis lupus familiaris (dog) is the source of this 746-nucleotide messenger RNA. RefSeq names its product activated RNA polymerase II transcriptional coactivator p15-like. Gene Ontology annotation, molecular function: DNA binding; transcription coactivator activity. Bases 110 to 493 code for a protein of 127 amino acids. Gene Ontology annotation, cellular component: transcription regulator complex; nucleus. The record is from RefSeq and is a predicted model, not a curated record. The transcript is spliced from 2 exons. Gene Ontology annotation, biological process: positive regulation of transcription initiation by RNA polymerase II. NCBI's taxonomy places the organism in Eukaryota, Metazoa, Chordata, Mammalia, Carnivora, Canidae.
UUCUAGCCCCACAUUGGGUGUAGAGAUAACUUAAAAAUAAAACCUUAAAAAAAAAUUACAGAGUUGCAAGCGAGUGAGCAGAAGGCAGUUCGGCCGCGAGAGUGGAGCAAUGCCUAAAUCAAAGGAACUUGUUUCUUCAAGCUCUUCUGGCAGCGAUUCUGACAGUGAGGUUGACAAAAAGUUAAAGAGGAAAAAGCAAGUUACGCCGGAGAAACCUGUGAAGAAGCAAAAGACUGGCGAAACUUCAAGAGCCCUGUCAUCCUCUAAGCAGAGCAGCAGCAGCAGAGAUGAUAACAUGUUUCAGAUUGGGAAAAUGAGGUACAUCAGUGUUCAGGACUUUAAAGGGAAAGUCCUAAUUGAUAUUAGAGAAUAUUGGAUGGAUCCAGAAGGUGAAAUGAAACCUGGAAGAAAAGGUAUUUCUUUAAAUCCUGAGCAAUGGAGCCAGCUGAAGGAACAGAUUUCUGACAUUGAUGAUGCAGUAAGAAAACUGUAAAAUCAGAGUCAUAUAAAACCUGUACUGUUCUAGUUGUUUUAAUCUGUCUUUUUACAUUGGCUUUUGUUUUCUAAACGUUGUUUUCCAAGCUAUUGUAUAUUUGGGUUGCAGAACAAUUUGUAAGAUUGAAUAUUUUUUUUUUUAUGUGCAUUAUUAAAAGUGUUCUGAGUGAAGGUAAUUGUCAACUUGAUUAAGGAGGAUUGCUUUGUGCCCGCCACCUAGUGUAAAAUAAAAUCAAGUAAUACAAUCUUAA